AUGGCUCGUUCCAUUUCUUCGCUUCGAAGCCAGAAGGACGGCGGCAGUAGAAGUUCAAGCACGAGCUCGAAUUCAAGAGUCUCAUCAACCUGUGACAGGGAGUCAGAUACAAGUUCCGUGAACUCUGAUUCCAGCGAACUCCAAGACACCAGUUCGACGUAUUCCGGCAAUAGCACCGAUAGUACCACGGUCCAAGUCGACUUUGACCAUAGGGGUGAGACCUCACCUCUUCAACCACCUUUUUCUCCACGAAUGGUCUCAGAGCAUCAAAGCCGACCCAAGUAUGCUGGUUUCUCGAACUACACUCAUGAUCCCCGUACCAUCUACAUAGACUCACUCGGUAGGUCGCCUCCCAUGGAUGUCAAAAGGAGACGAUCUAGUGCAGACUCCAUCCGCGCCGUCUGGGGUAGUCCAGAACGCCAUUCCGAAGGAUUCCCUGGAUUCCAGUCCAGCCGCCAAAGCGACGAAACCGCCGAGACUCAUUCUUCCAGUAGUACUCAUGCCUCUGGACCAAACACGGCCCAGAGUAGCACCCGUUCACCAAGCUCGAUCGUGACUGAAGCUCACGGUGAUGCCACCACGACCACCGGGGCCAGACCAUUCUACAUCCUAGUUCUGAUUCCGACGUGCUGUUCCGACAGACGAGAGCGGGCUCAGUGA
Molecule: messenger RNA, 660 nt
Organism: Fusarium odoratissimum NRRL 54006
Lineage: Eukaryota; Fungi; Ascomycota; Sordariomycetes; Hypocreales; Nectriaceae
Exons: 3
Coding region: 1-660 (219 amino acids)
Source: RefSeq, a predicted model, not a curated record